Molecule: messenger RNA, 3959 nt
Organism: Nematolebias whitei (Rio pearlfish)
Lineage: Eukaryota; Metazoa; Chordata; Actinopteri; Cyprinodontiformes; Rivulidae
Gene: kcnt1a
Product: potassium sodium-activated channel subfamily T member 1a
Exons: 31
Coding region: 132-3959 (1275 amino acids)
Biological process (GO): potassium ion transport
Cellular component (GO): membrane
Molecular function (GO): intracellular sodium-activated potassium channel activity
Source: RefSeq, a predicted model, not a curated record
GAACCUCUUUCAGAAUGCACCUCCAUAGGUGAGAUCCUCAAACACCAGAAGGAAUAACUUUUUUUUGUUUGUUUAUAUCUUAAUUUUUUUCUCUGAGGGAGUCCACUCCUGUCUGUCAGGGCCGCCCUCAGAUGCAAAUAACCCAGGAAGACGACUUUGUUCAGGACUUCUCCACGCCGACUGCAGAAGCUCUCCAGUCCGACCGAGGCGCCGGAUCUCCGGCCAACAUCAUGUGCAGUGAGUGCUACGUGAACCAGACGUUUGUGCACGAUGAUGGGACCGUGAGAGAGCACAGAUUACGUUCCUCUGCAGCUCCACUUCAGACUAACAGAGGCAGCAGCAGCAGCAGUGGAGUUAUCUUAGACAUCUCUGCUCUGAAGAUGGAGCAGCUGGAGAGCGAGGUGCCUCCACUUCCACCCCGCUUCCGCUUCAGGGACCUGCUGCUCGGGGACCAGAACUUCCCAAAUGAUGACAGGGUGCAGGUUGAGUUUUACGUGAACGAAAACACCUUCAAGGAGCGUCUGAAGCUUUUCUUCAUUAAAAACCAAAGAUCAAGCCUACGGAUUCGUGUGUUUAACUUCUGCCUGAAGCUGCUCACCUGCCUGCUGUACAUCAUCAGAGUGAUGACGGACAGACCUGGGCAGAGCGCCGGCGGCAGCCACAGCAACGCGCAACAAAACACUCCGAACGGCAACAACAAAUGCGUUGACUGCUUGUGGAACGGAUCGGUGCAGGACAGAGAAAUUAACUGGGAGUUGAUCUUCUGGGUGGACAGGAAGGCUCCAGUGUGGGCCAUUCAAGUGAUCGUGGCCAUCAUUAGCUUCCUGGAGACAAUGCUAUUAAUGUAUUUGAGCUACAAGGGUAACAUUUGGGAGCAGAUGUUUCAGGUGUCAUUUCUACUGGAGAUGAUCAACACAGUUCCCUUCAUUAUAACCAUCUUCUGGCCUUCGAUAAGGAACAUCUUCAUCCCUGUGUUCCUCAACUGCUGGCUGGCAAAAUGUGCUUUGGAGAACAUGAUUAACGACGUUCACAGAGCAAUCCAGAGGACCAACUCCGCCAUGUUCAACCAGGUCCUCAUUCUAAUCUGCACCCUGCUCUGCCUCGUUUUCACCGGCACAUGUGGGAUUCAGCAUCUAGAGAGAGCAGGUAAGCACCUCUCCCUCUUCAACUCCUUCUACUUCUGCAUCGUCACCUUCUCCACUGUGGGCUUUGGGGAUGUGACCCCCCGCAUAUGGCCCUCCCAACUGCUGGUGGUCAUCAUGAUCUGUGUGGCUCUGGUGGUGCUGCCUCUCCAGUUCGAGGAGCUGAUCUACUUGUGGAUGGAGAGACAGAAGUCUGGAGGGAACUACAGCCGCCACAGAGCUCAGACAGAAAAACACGUAGUUCUGUGUGUCAGCGCACUCAAAAUAGACCUGCUCAUGGAUUUUCUUAAUGAGUUUUACGCACAUCCCAGACUGCAGGACUACUACGUGGUGAUCCUGUGCCCUACUGAGAUGGACCUGCAAGUGCGAAGGGUGCUGCAGAUUCCUCUUUGGUCCCAAAGAGUCAUCUAUCUGCAGGGGUCUGUCCUCAAAGAUCAAGAUCUGCUGAGAGCCAAAAUGGAUGACGCAGAGGCUUGUUUCAUCCUGAGCAGUCGGAACGAGGUCGAUCGAAUGGCAGCGGACCAUCAGACUAUCCUGAGAGCUUGGGCGGUAAAAGACUUUGCUCCAAACUGUCCUCUUUAUGUCCAGAUACUCAAACCUGAAAAUAAGUUUCAUGUGAAGUUUGCAGAUCAGGUUGUGUGUGAGGAGGAGUUCAAGUACGCCAUGUUGGCUCUCAACUGUGUGUGUCCUGCCACUUCCACUUUGGUUACCCUCCUGGUACACACCUCCCGUGGACGAGAAGGCCAGCAGUCUCCAGAGCAGUGGCAGAGGAUGUAUGGGUGUUGCUCUGGCAACGAGGUCUACCACAUUCGGCUGUGUGACAGCAAGUUUUUCGGAGAGUAUAAUGGCAAAAGCUUUACGUACGCCUCUUUUCAUGCUCACAAGAAGUAUGGGGUAUGUCUUAUUGGUAUCAAAAGGGAGGAAAACAAGAGCAUCCUGCUGAAUCCUGGCCCGCACCACAUAAUGGCUGCCGCAGACACCUGUUACUACAUUAACAUCACCAAAGAGGAGAACUCAGCCUUUAUCUUCAACCAGGAGGAGAGAAAAGGCCGUCCUGCUGGGGGAAUCUAUGAUGGGCCUUCACAACUCCCAGUGCACAGCAUCAUUGCCAGCAUGGGUACUGUUGCUAUAGAUCUUCAGAACACAAGUCCACCAAACAUUUCUGGGGGCAAGCUGGUCCCCCCUACAGUAAACGGAGCAGGUCGACGACCGAGCAUCGAUCCAGUUCAGGAAAUAGCCGACUCAGCCUCCAUCCUGCCUUGUGACCUCUUAAGUGACCAAUCAGAAGACGACACCGUCUUUACAGAUGAAAAGGGACGCUCAUCGACCGAGUAUGUGAAAGGUUAUCCUCCCAACUCUCCGUACAUUGGGAGCUCGCCCACCUUGUGCCAUCUGUUGGCUGAGAAAGCUCCAUUCUGCUGCCUACGACUGGACCAGGGCUGCAUGCACAACAGCUUCGAGGAUGCAAAGGCUUACGGUUUUAAAAACAAGAUCAUCAUCGUGUCAGCUGAGACGGCGGGGAACGGUCUCUAUAACUUCAUCGUGCCUCUCAGAGCUUAUUACAGACCCAGAAAAGAGCUCAACCCCAUUGUCUUGCUGCUGGAUAACCCGCCUGAUAAUCAUUUCCUGGAGGCCAUUUGCUGUUUCCCAAUGGUGUAUUACAUGGCUGGAUCCAUAGACAACCUGGACAGCCUUCUCCAGUGUGGUAUUAUCUACGCUGAUAACUUGGUUGUCGUGGAUAAAGAGAGCACAAUGAGCGCUGAAGAGGACUACAUGGCUGAUGCCAAAACGAUUGUCAAUGUGCAGACAAUGUUCAGGUUGUUUCCCAGUCUCAGUAUUAUCACGGAGCUUACUCAUCCAUCCAACAUGAGGUUCAUGCAGUUUAGAGCAAAGGACUGCUAUUCACUGGCUCUCUCCAAGCUGGAGAAGAAAGAGCGUGACAAAGGCUCCAACUUGGCCUUUAUGUUUCGCCUGCCCUUUGCUGCAGGCAGAGUGUUCAGUAUCAGCAUGUUGGACACUCUCCUCUACCAGUCUUUUGUUAAGGAUUACAUGAUUCUUAUUGCAAGGCUGCUUCUAGGACUGGACACCACCCCAGGAUCAGGAUAUCUUUGUGCUAUGAAAAUAACAGAAGAAGAUCUGUGGAUCGGCUCUUACGGGAGAUUGUUCCAGAAACUUUGUUCCUCUAGUGCUGAAAUUCCCAUUGGGAUCUAUCGCACAGAGUACCACAUUUUUGCUACUUCUGAGUCACAGGUGUCAAUGAGCGUUGAUGACGGUGAGGACACGAAGGACAGGGGGGACGAGUCUCGCAGCAACGACCCGACGGAUCACCCCCUGCUGAGGAAGAAGAGCAUGCAGUGGGCUCGGCGUUUGAGUAAGAAAAGCGUGAGGUGGCAGGGGAUGAACCGGGACUCAAGCAAAGACCAUGCUCAACGCAUCGCCCAGCAGCGCCUCAACCUCUACAGGCGCUCUGAGAGGGAGGAGCUGUCUGAGCUGGUCCGAAACCGCAUGAGGCAUCUGGGCCUCCCCACCUCCGGAUAUGAUGACCUGACUAACCUGACAGCCAGUGACGUCAUGAACAGAGUCAACCUGGGAUAUUUACAAGAUGAGCAGAAUGAUCAGCAGAACACACUGUCCUAUGUUCUAAUAAACCCUUCUCCUGACACUAGGCUGGAGCUCAAUGACAUUGUGUAUUUGAUCCGUUCUGACCCUUUGGCUCACGUCCCAGAGGAGCCACCUAUCCACAGCAGCAGCCUGAAAGAGAGGCACGAGUCCAGCACCAGGGAGGACACCCAGAGACGACACAAUGUUUGCCUUUAA